AGUGUAGCAUCUGUCCAACGGAAGUAGUAGCCUGACUCAUGGAAGAAGUAGUUCGUUCAUGUUUUUGAAAUACACAGAUACAUGAAAAUACUCUCGUUAUAUUGAAACAAUUUGCGCAUUUUUGUCAAAAUCAAUUUACUUAAGACUUAAUCAAAUUGGAAAUCAUGUCGGGUAUUCCUCCAGAUUCUUGGCAGCCGGCAACUGUGGCUUUGGAGACCACUAUGGGAACCCUGACAGUGGAGUUGUAUUGGGAUCAUGCCCCGAACACCUGCAAGAACUUUGCUGAACUGGCCAGGAGAGGCUACUAUAAUGGCACCAAAUUUCACAGAAUAAUCAAAGACUUCAUGGUGCAAGGCGGAGACCCAACGGGAACAGGUCGAGGAGGUGCUUCUAUAUUUGGUAAACAGUUUGAAGAUGAAUUGCAUCCAGAGCUCAAAUUUACUGGUGCUGGUAUCCUGGCCAUGGCUAAUGCAGGACCACACACUAAUGGUAGUCAGUUUUUUCUCACUUUGGCCCCAACUCAGUGGCUUGAUGGGAAGCACACAAUUUUUGGUCGAAUAUGUCAAGGGAUCGGAGUCUUGAACCGCGUGGGGAUGGUGGAGACCAACAGUCAAGACAGACCGGUGGAUGACAUCCAAAUACUUAGAGCUAAUACGGCCCAUGGCAGCUCUCUCGAAAAGGAGGAGAAAAGGGGGCAGAUCUUUCUCCAGCACAUGAUGCCUCCCUGACUUGUGUACUGACCCAGUGCAGUCUCUAGGACGAACAGAGGAAUACCACACGUAACCAGGAAUAGAAG
Messenger RNA from Boleophthalmus pectinirostris (great blue-spotted mudskipper), 796 nucleotides. RefSeq names its product peptidylprolyl isomerase (cyclophilin)-like 1 (gene ppil1). Gene Ontology annotation, biological process: protein peptidyl-prolyl isomerization; protein folding. The transcript has 6 exons. NCBI's taxonomy places the organism in Eukaryota, Metazoa, Chordata, Actinopteri, Gobiiformes, Gobiidae. The record is from RefSeq and is a predicted model, not a curated record. Bases 165 to 728 code for a protein of 187 amino acids. Gene Ontology annotation, molecular function: peptidyl-prolyl cis-trans isomerase activity. Gene Ontology annotation, cellular component: catalytic step 2 spliceosome.